This is a messenger RNA of Penicillium taxi, 411 nucleotides long. RefSeq lists its product as uncharacterized. Bases 1 to 411 code for a protein of 136 amino acids. The record is from RefSeq and is a predicted model, not a curated record. Lineage: Eukaryota; Fungi; Ascomycota; Eurotiomycetes; Eurotiales; Aspergillaceae. The transcript has a single exon.
AUGGGAUUUGGAGGUUAUUGGCCUGAUGGCGACAACCGGGUAGCCUUUUGCUCUAAUUGGGAAAAUAAGACAUGGACUGCCGACUGGACUACUGGAUGGAAGACUGGGGAUUGGAAGACUGACGGCCAUUGGAAGGAUGGUCAUUGGGGCACUGGAACCUGGACCACUUGGACUUCUUGGGCUUCAUGCACCACAACCGAAACCACCGUCACCGAGACUUCCUCCGGUACUGCACUCUCGACGAUCACCUCCGAGGUCCUCUUAGCUGUCGCUGCCGAUUCGACAGCCACGGCUACAGGGGCAUUGGCCACUGAGACCACUACUACCAGUGGUGCUAGCAGUGCUCGGACACGCCACAGUAAGGGGGCUUUGAUCGUCGGCCUCUUGGUGCUUAUCGGCAUGAUGGCUUAG